Pseudoliparis swirei is the source of this 6221-nucleotide messenger RNA. RefSeq names its product xyloside xylosyltransferase 1 (gene xxylt1). Gene Ontology annotation, molecular function: UDP-xylosyltransferase activity. Lineage: Eukaryota; Metazoa; Chordata; Actinopteri; Perciformes; Liparidae. The coding region runs from base 190 to 1401 and encodes 403 amino acids. The transcript is spliced from 5 exons. The record is from RefSeq and is a predicted model, not a curated record.
CUUCUGUCCUUUUUUUAAUGGUUACAUGAUAUGUUUUGUGCAUGCCAAUAAUAUGGAAUGAGAGCUUUACAAGCUAAAUGUGAAGGAAAAGGUUGGUAAUUUACCCAAAAUAACUAUGAACUGGAACGACCCAUCAUGGUGAAAGUAGUCCCUUGUACACUCCCGUUCUCAUGACACCCACAAGGAGAUAUGGGCAUCCUAAGACUGGCAGUCAGAAUCAUGGGUAGGAUCAGCACGUUCAGGUCCUAUCAGUUUGUGCUUCUCCUGGCUGCUGCACUUGCUGUUGUAGCUUUUUACUAUUUUGGCUCAGAGAGGCAGAACUUCUCUAGUACCACUAAGAGGAUCAAGCAGACCCAGGCCACCCACAACGGCAACAGAAAUGAUGCUGACCUCACUCUGGACACUAGGCUUUCCCACCCAGCUGGAUUGGAAGAGCAAAGAGAUCGAGAUGCAGGAGGAGGGAGUGAGGGGUCAAGGUCCAGGAAAAGGGAGAGCGGUGACACCGAUGACCAACGCUACCACGCACUCAUGAUGUUCACCAAGGUGGACAAGAGCAGGAGCCUGCAGGACAAGUUCAGGGUGGCCAUGUUGUCGAUGGUCAAAUUUGGAGACUUCCUUGAAGAAGAGAUAUUGGUCCUUCAUUUUGUGAGUGACCAGGCCAGCAAAGAACUGGGAGAGAGGAUGCUGCAGGAGUUUCUCCUUGAUGCACCAUUUAAGUAUGAGGUGUUCUUUCAUGACGUGGUGGCUCUCACACAGAAGCUCUUCCCUAUUGUGGAGGCCAUGCAGAAGCACUUCAGCGCUGGCUCUGGUGCUUACUACAGCGACGCCAUCUUCUUCCUGUCUGUUGCCAUGCAUCACAUCAUGCCUGAAAGCCUGACGCGCAUAGUCCAGCUUGACCUGGACCUGAAAUACCGGACCAACAUCCGGGACCUUUUCCAAGAAUUUGACCAGUUUCCUCCAGGAGCGGUAAUAGGCAUCACCAGAGAGAUGCAGCCGGUCUACAGACACACCUUCUGGCAGUAUCGUAAGGAGAACCCUCAGACCAGCGUGGGGGAUCCCCCUCCCGACGGCCUCCCGGGCUUUAACAGCGGCGUGAUGUUAUUGGACCUCGGUGCCAUGAGGGACUCGGCACUCUAUAACCAAUUGUUGGAGCCUAGCAAUGUGGCCAAACUAGCAGACCAGUAUCGCUUCAGGGGCCACCUGGGGGACCAGGACUUCUUCACCAUGAUCGGCAUGGAGCAUCCUGAACUGUUUUACUCGUUGGCCUGUGGGUGGAACCGGCAGCUUUGCUCCUGGUGGCGGGACCACGGAUACGGAGACGUGUUUCAGAUGUAUUAUCGCUGCGAUGGCCUCGUCUAUAUCUACCAUGGCAACUGUAACUCUCCGAUACCAGACGACUGAUGUAGGCACCGGACUAAAGCUGGAACCGAAAAGGAGGCGAUGACAUCUACGAUAUAGUUUAGCGAAAAAUGUUUCUCCUGCUUUUUAGAUGGAGGGGAUUUUGACUUGCUCGGCCGUUUCUAGUUUUGACCACGAUAAAGCCAGCGUCGUCACAGACUCUGCCCCCUGCUGGCCAUGGGGCCCCGACAAAGGUGCUACAACUAUGGCGUCCAACUGUGCUAUUUUCGAAUAAAUGUUGGUCAGUUUGAAAGCCCCGUGUUACGGCUAUGCAAGGAGCCGCAAUAGUUGACUAACAUCUUUUUAGCUAUAGAGAAGAUGAAAUAUGGUUUGCAAAGUUCAGAUCCAUUUACUUAAAGACGUGGAGGAGGGGUCUGGAGAGUGUGGCUGUUCGGGCCCCUGUGUGUGCAGUUCAGCUGAGGCCAAACACGCACCUUUCAGAAGGAGUGAGGCGGCCAGGUACUCUGAACCACUUUUAAGUUGUUCUUGCUGUGCUCACUGAACUGCCACCUGGAUCCAAAGAAAUGUCAACACUCAAUAUUCAUCAGUCAAGAAAUGGUCUGAGGCGAUACACACUUUAAUACACACAGUGAGGGUGAAGCAGCUGAGUGGCCUGCGCUUCACCAUCAGUGAGUCAAAGAGAGGCUGCCGAGGCGAAGACACUUGAGAACAAACAUUAUUGCAAGUCAAUGCUUCCUUGAAUUCACCCUGAAGCUGGUCAAUAUUUUUUGCGGCAUCUCUAAUCUCUAUCGCUCUAAAACACAUGGAGCCGUUGAAUCAUAGUAAAUAUUGAAAAAUAACUUCCAUUCUCAGUUUCCAAUUGCACUUUACAACUUCAAUGCACAAUCUUAAUCCGUAAGGGUUGUGUUGACUAGAACAGGUGGAUUUAUUUCAUUGCAUUGAUUUUUUUUUGUUCUUUAUUUUCAAGCCAGAUUGUUGUAGUUUUUUUAAAUUGAUUCCCACUCUUUAGGCAGCAAUUCUUCAUAGCGGUGCGUUUGAGGACCAAGAAAGGAUACUUGUUUGCUGAAAAAAUUAAUUUUAACGAUGUUUAAAAAUGAUAUGAGGUAUCACAUUACAUCUGUAUUUCUUUCUAGAAACCUCCUUUGAGAUUACGGAAAAUAAAUUAAAUCCAAAAAAGCGUAAUCCAAGUUUUACCCACCAACACAACUGUUUACAAAUUGGGAAGUACUGGAGAUUCAAGAUGGUGAGAAUGCUCAGGUUUGUGAAAGCAGCCUAGUUUUUAUGAAUGUUAAACUUUCAGACCCACAUUUCCUGUGACAGAAAUACAGUAAACUUUCUCUGUUAUUUCAUAACGUCGACAUUUUGUUUCUUUUGUGUGAUCAGCAUUCCUAAAUAAAUUAUAUGAUAAUAUAACUCUUUUUUUUAUAGAUGUUAUUGUUUUCCAGAGACUAAUAUUGCAGACUUUGGUUAUUCUUUGUUCCUUUUUCAGUUAUUAAACCGCUCACCUUUUGUUUGAUGUGUUAUGAGGGAGCUGAGCACAUGCUCAUGAAAAAGGGGACGCUUUUAGUCACUUAAGGGUUAUAAUAAGGUGGUAAUUAUACCAAUUUGUGACUGUUCUAGUUUGUCUGGUCUGUGGUAGACACGAACCAUUUGUCACUCAAAUUUGCAGAAGCAGGCAGCAAGCACUCCUCGCCUAGACAGAAAAAACAACAUCAAUCAGCAUUGACCUCUAAAUGUGCUGACAUUAAAAUAACCCAAUUUACACCGGAAGCUAAAAUGCAUCAAUAGAUGCUGAAAUAUAAUGGUCUUUUGUGUUGUCUGCAUUACUCUUUAAAAACAUGUCCUGUUGCUUCACAUACAUCAGGUACAAUGAUGGAGGCAGUCGGAGAAGACCGAUUCACAAACCUUUAGCUUUUUAUUUGACAGCAGAUAUUGUGCAUCGUGAAAUAAGGCAUAUGCCACAAAAAAACAAGCCCAUACUUGUCCAUGUUUGCAAUGAUAUUUAAAUAUUUUAGCAGCCGGUAAACAAGGAACAACAUGUUUAACUGUUCAUCCCAUAUUGCAUAAACACACUGCACCAUUAGCAACAUGGUGUUUUACACUUUGAAGUUCAAGUGGUGUAUAUAUAGUGGCCCUAUAUAACAGCUUAUAUACAUAUAGAAAGUUUAUCAGUUGGGCUCGGCAUAAAAAUGUGGGUAGCCUUUCAGUGUGCUAUGAUUUCUAAUAACCCCUCAGCCUGAACACUUUGUGAUUUACCUUCAGCAGAAACCACAGGCUGGUAGAGAUUCAAUACAGCAGCAGCAUCGACGUCUUAUCCAAGAAACACAAACGGCUCAAUGGAGAGCUCAGUGAGACUCCGACAGAUUGACAAAUGCUCUGCAGAAUCUAAUGCUGCUGUAACGGCUAAUCAUAGAUGACUCACUAAGUCAGGGACACAUUCAAAGCCACUAGAGACAUCACACACGGGUAAUAAUCCUACAGACAUGCACAGAAUGAAAACGACAUACAUAUACAUAUGCUCAGUCGAUCGUAUGUAUGUAUAUACAUAUACAUACGAUCGACUGAGCUGCUUUUUGUCUAUAAACCACUUCCCUUUGGUUCUGAGAGUUGCUUUGAACAUACCGAAACUCUUUACUUUCAUACUUUGACUUGCAGACAGCACGAACACAUUAACUUUGUGAAACUUUUUCCAUCUUGUACCGACAUCUUAAAUAAAUGAUUUAUUUCUCGUUGUGCAAUUAUAGUUAUCGUGAUUGCAAAUGAUGUUCCACUUUUGUCAAUUUAGAAUAGCACCCGCUACUAAAUUUGAUGAGAAUAUGAGUGCUGAGAAUGUGUGUGUCCGAGCUUCUCUUUGCUCCGUUUCUGCGUUUUAGUGCACGUGAGUCUCUCUGUCCUCCCACGGCCUUGCUAGUCGUCGCCCGCACGGCCCUCGAAAGCCAAUGUCCCUGCUGAUAACGCUCUCCCGACCCGCGACGCCAUCGCAGAAGCGGAGCGCUCACCCUGUGGUUGCCCCCAUGCUGCACACUGUUGCUGCUGCCUGUACGGUUCAUGCUGUUAGCAUUGCUCGCUGCUAGACGAACAUUUGUGACGUCUGAGACGCAUUUACACGACAUGAGUUCUCCAUGACUGUGUGACAAUGUGUCAGUAACAUGAUUUUUGACAGUAUACAUACACCUGUGGUUUACAAAGGAAUGUGUGUCUGUUUGUAUGUUUACUUAUGGCACAGUAGGCCUAUACUAAAUAAUGUAGGCCAGUAUCUGCUUGAGCAGCGGUCCCCAACCUUUUUUGAGCCACGGACCGGUUUCCGCGGCCCGGGGGUUGGGGACCCCUGUUCUUGAGUAUUCCUUCUCUUUUGGUUGGUCUCUCUCUCUCUCUCCCUCUAUCUACACUCAAAGAAAUGACUCAUUGGAUGAACUCAAUUAAAUUGUUGGCAGGUUUUCCAUCCAAAAAUUUUAUGCAACUCCAACUCAAAUUUAGCACAUCAGUGCAAUACAAUGUAAUUAAGUUAGUCCAACUCAUUUGUAUCAAAUACAUCUCAAAUAAAAUAACGAUAUUCAUUAAAUUAAAUUAAUUUAUGUUUGUCCAACUCAAAAUAUAAACUAACUAACUAACUAACAAAAUAUGCAAAAUCCACACAGAAGGAACACCCCGACUGGUAAUUGAACCCACAGCCCUCUGGCUGUGAGGCAACAGUGCUAGCCACUACACCACCGUACAGCCCAGAAAGUGUUUUCACCUCAUGCCAACAAAUUAUUUUCAGAAAGCGCAUGCUCAAAGGGUAGUCCUCAAUGAAACACAUUUAUUUUGAGUUGAUAUGCACACCAUCUAACCUAAAUAAAUCUAAUACAUGAAAGUAUUCAUACAUUUUGUGUUACACCCAUUAAAUAUAAACAUCUAUUUUUGUAAUUGAUUUAUUUAAAUGUAUCAAACAAUAUUUAAAUGUGACACCUCGAAGAAGGGCUUGAAUCGUUUUUGUGAGUGUAACCUAAAUAAAUCUAAUAAAUGAAAGUAUUCAUACAUUUUGUGUUACACCCAUUCAAUAUAAAUAUCUUCGUUUUGUAAUUGAUUUAUUUAAAUGUAUCAAACAAUAUUUAAAUGUGUCACCUCUAAGAAGGGCUUGAAUCGUUUUUUUAAGUGUAUGUGACUUGCUCUCUCUGUUUCUGUCUCUCACCACUUACUCCCUCUGGGCAGAUGCUGUUCAAUAAAAGGCUGAACAGUGAGUGGCCUGAUUCCCUGGUGCCGUGUGCCAGUUCUCACAACACUUGUCUUUCCCUAAUGCCUUUGACUCACCUUGACACGUUGAAUAUAAUGUUUACCAGUAAUAACCCAGAAUCAAGUAAAUUUUGUACCACUAGUUUCAUGAACUGAAAAUGUUUGUACACCCAUUGCUGGUUUUAGGGGUCGGGGGAAAAUGUGAUCCUUAGAUGCAUCGAGAUUCUCUCUUGAACGAUUGACUUGAUACAGAAAACUCAAUUCUCAACAUUAAGAUCGCCAGUAACAAUUUUGCGACACUGGGCUGUCCGUUCCUUUCAGCUACCCCUGAACGCAACAGAUGCAAGAAGAUUGUCAUCUGUCACCGUAACUUUGCACUUUAUCAAUGUAUGUUUAGUUUCACCACAUGUUCCAGAAAGCGUCAUUUUUGUACGAGAGCUAAAUGUUCAAUGCCUAUAAAAGGAUGGUUUGUUUGAAAAGAGGUUUAUAUUAUUGUUUGUGAAUAAGGACAUCGUGUUACCACGAGGAUUCUGCAGGCAUCGUGUUGGUUCUCUCUGUAAUGUUUGAAAAUGUAACCCUCCAGUUGACACAUUUCUUCUAUUUGCUACUAAUAUUUAAUGAAUUAAUAAAAGAUAAUAGAAGUAAAGUCA